This is a messenger RNA of Cuscuta europaea, 3133 nucleotides long. Lineage: Eukaryota; Viridiplantae; Streptophyta; Magnoliopsida; Solanales; Convolvulaceae. The record is from the annotation of a GenBank genome assembly.
GUGGGUUCCUCACAAACUUCAUUUAUCGAGUUGCUACAGCAGAAGAUAGAUGGCAUACUUCAAAAGCGGGAUUUAUAAAUUGCUUCGGCACAAAAUAAGAAACGCAAAGCAGCUGGCUGGAAGGAUAGAUGAGAGAAGAAGAGAGGCUAGAAGAGUACUCGCUCGCAUCAGAGUAUUGAUAGAUAUCAUAUUUCCUCGGCGAAAAGUCCUUCAUUACCCCUUUUCACUUACCUGCACCAGCAAUUUAUAGUUACAGAAUAUUUUGAGCAAGGUAAACACUUUUCAGACAAGCUGGAGAAGAUGUACAGUACCCACAAAGUUGGAGCUCCCCAGAAAUUUCUGGAAAAAUUCCCAAAUACUCCUCAAGUAUCAGCGAACUCAACAAAACAAACCGCUUACCAAACGGACAAGCACAGACCUCAGAAGAAAUUCGAACAGUAACAGGACCUGCGAAUAGCUACAGUACCCAAAAAUUGGGGGAAUAUUGAAAACUUACUCAAAUCUGAUGAAACAGGUGCCAAUAGGUUCGUCAAGUCCAGAUGGUUCCAAUUCUAGCUUCAGAAACGAGAUUGAACAGCAGAAAUUGAAGGAAUCUGAGGUCAACGGUCUGUCGUGAACAGUGCUGCACCUCAACGGAUCUUUCUGGACUCCGGUACGGCGGCGUUCUGGUGGUCGGAAAAGAGGUCCUGGAGGUUCGCCAGAGGCUGGCGACCCCCAAGCUAUCUUCUUCUUCCACAAACAACCGUCGAGUUGCUGGAUUCAACCAAAGUUUCUAAAUCGGGAAAGUACAGUAAACAAACGACCUGGGGCUUCAAAAAAACGGCGAUUCUCACUCCAGAAAACAAUAUCUUUCAAAACCAAUCGGUAGGGAUGAAAGAUUUGUAGUUUCCGAGCUGUAGAAUCGCAGAUUUGGGAGGUUUAAUUCGUUAAAGUAGUUCGUGGGAGAGCAGGGGAGUAACGAGCCAGCUAAAAAAAUUCGCCGAAGCGUAACUUUUUUAGAGAGAAGGACGAGCGUUUCUCUACGCGUUUUUUAAUUCUUUAAUUAUGAUUUUGAUACAAAGCUAAAAACAAGAAAUGUAGCUUAUAAAAUCUUAAUUGUUUCCGUUUUAGCGCGUUCUUGACUUUCCAAUACAGGCGCAUUUACCAGAGGCACAGACGCACUAAGCGGGUCUGUUUGUGGACGUUGAGUUGAAAUGGGCGGCGUAGGAAGACCGGAGGUGGUUAGCAGCAAAGGGUGUUCAAGGGCGUCUGUCGACAUCUCUUCUUCAUCCAGGGGACUGCAAUCUCAUCCUUUAAAGCCACAGUUGACCAUGCAUCCGUCUUCUGCUAGCACUGAUGUAAUAGAAUCUAGGGAAGAAGCUAGCUCAGUUGGCCCACUUUCUGGGCUUAUCAUCUGCGUAACGGGAUUGUCAAAAGAAGCCAGGAUGCAAGUGAUGAAAGCAACAGAGGAGUUGGGUGGGAAAUAUAGCCCACAUUUGCAUUCUCAGUGUACCCAUUUGGUGGUUCAAGAUUUCAUGGCCACAAAUUUGAGCAUGCCCUGAAACAUGGAUCCAGAAAUGGUCUUUCGAUUGUUACCCUGAGUUGGUUUGUGGAUUGUGUGAAAAACAAUGAAAGGUUGAGUGAAUCUCGUUACAGUGUCAAAGUUGCUGGAGAAGGUGUUUCUUUGGAUGUUUUCAACCGACUUAUCGAGAAGGAUGACAUUCAGGCUUCUUGUAUUCCUUUGGGAACAUUUGAGCGUCUUAGGAAGUCAGACGUGAUUGAAGAGCCACAACCAAAUAUUUUAGAAAGAGAAUAUGUGAAAAGAACGAUAAGAUCUCCUUUGUCUGGUUAUUCAUUGUAUGUAGAUAUUGGUGUGUCUGAUGAACUACGUAGCAAGACUCAUCUUACUCCAUUCGGUGCUACACUUAGGUUGUCGAGGCUGCUUCUGCGCAAGGGGCUGCUUUGGUAGAUCAGUGGUUUGUCGGUUGUGGUGCCACUCACAUAGUCUGUGAAGGAAAUUCUAUUCAUAAAUAUCUUGGUCAUUCUGCAAAUAUUGUUACUCCAUUAUGGAUUCUGAAGACCGUAAAGGAAAAGCAACCGCAAAGGCUUGUUCACAUAUCAGCUGAUCUAGCUAAGCAAACUGGAACAUUGAUGGAGGAUAUUCAAUCUGGCAUUCAUAAAGAGGAAAUGAAGAUGAAUGUGGAUUUGCGGGUUGAUGCACCAAGUUCUACACCUAGAAUAAGUCAUGAUGUGAGGCAAAAGAUAGUGAACCUUGCUAAAGAUGGAGUAAGGAAGAGAAGGGGGAAACAUGUGCAGACAUUUCAAACCCCUAUGCGUCCAAUAACACCAAGUAGUCUUCUGGAUUCGAUUUGCUGGUCAAUAUCUGAGCCAACUUCAACUGCCUCUAUAUAUGUAGAUUCUUCUAGUUUUGAAGCCCCUAAACUGCAGAACACAUGUUUCUCCUACGACGGUAAUGAGGAUGUGAAGGAAUCUGAAUUUUCAUUUGUGAACUUAUCCCGGCCACUUAAGGAAAGUGAGAUAUCCGAAACAGUAUUGAAGAGCAACUUUCUCACAAUUCUGUUCCCAAUUGAUCGCUUUUCAGAAAUAGGUCCUUGUUCAAGAACAUAUUUCAGUGAUAGCGGCUUUAAGUGCCUGCAGGUCUUGGAUUAUAUAUAUGCCUUUUACCAGGAAGAUAUGUCUGUACAAGAUAUAGAGCUAGCCAUUCACACGGACUCCAGACAUGCUGAUCAGCUGCGCUCUGUGUAUUGCAGCCAUGAAACCACAGAGCGUGGUUACGUGGAAUUUAAACGGGUCGAGUUUAUGGGUAGCCGUAAAAGCUUUGAAAUGCUUAAGCGCAUUUCUGGGGAUAACAGUAGCAACAUGUAUGAGUUGGUGAUCAGAGCCUGAAGCCAAUAUAGAUUAGAUGACUGAAUCACUCUGGUUUCGACAUUGGCAUUUAUGAGGAAGUUCUAAAUAAAAGAUUUCUUUUUUUGCGAGGUCUAAACAAAAGAUUCUAAAAUAAUUUCCACAUUAGUUGCCAUCAAUUGCGCCACAUAGUGCAUGCUAUAUGUAAGACAGAAUUUGUUGUGCUCUAAACAGAAGUCCAAAAUCCAAUCAUCAAGUGUGGCUAAGGGUGGACCCGGUACCAGUCCCG